AUGGUGGAGGAGUUGUUCUUCUGGAAUGGAAGCAACCACCCAAACCCACUUCAACAAUUUCAACAUAACUCCAAUCUCCUUCUUCUCUCUGGCCCUCCUUCUUCUGGAAAAACUUCACUUCUCUUCCAAUUCGCAUUCAACGUAGCAGCAGCAGCACUUCACUCCAACUCUUCCAACCCAAAUGUUGUCUUCCUCUGUAAUCAAAACAGAUUGGAUUCCAAACCCCCUUUUCUUUCUCAGGGUAUUGACCCAUCUUCUCAUGUCUUCCAAAGUAUACAAAUCAAAUAUGUGAAUGACGAUGAAGACAUUAGGAAGUACUUUGCUGCCUUCCAUCUGUUUGAUAAAUUGCCUGAUGCAGUUGUUAUUGAUGAUUUCGGAGAUUUCUUCGACAACAAGGUAUGUCAGCAAAGGUAUUCUAAUGCCCGCGGACGGGACCUGGCCAUGAUCAAGAGUCUAGCCUUGUGCCAUAAUGCUAUUAACUAUGCAAAUCAAAAAGGGUCUUGCAAGCUUCUCUUGUCAGAUACUCAUACUCAUCAGGGAGACUCCCCGAGGUUUCACUUCAUCUAUAAGAAAUGGGUACACACCACUUUCACAAUUAAAGAAGGGGAUAUAUCUGGAUCGUUUAUUUUGAAAGUUAGGAGCUAUUCACGUACAGAUAACACAGGUACUGAAGAUAUGAAAGCUGCUAAGUACUCUAUAGCUCUUCAAUAUCUGGUCUUUGAUGGACUUGUCAAUGACUAUGUAGAAUAG
Messenger RNA from Vicia faba (fava bean), 750 nucleotides. The record is from the annotation of a GenBank genome assembly. NCBI's taxonomy places the organism in Eukaryota, Viridiplantae, Streptophyta, Magnoliopsida, Fabales, Fabaceae.